Molecule: messenger RNA, 1155 nt
Organism: Letharia columbiana
Lineage: Eukaryota; Fungi; Ascomycota; Lecanoromycetes; Lecanorales; Parmeliaceae
Exons: 2
Coding region: 1-1155 (384 amino acids)
Source: RefSeq, a predicted model, not a curated record
AUGUCUGCGUCGUACUUGAACCUUGACACAAAGAUGCGCGCCAUUGUCAACAACUGCCGCUCUGUCAAUAGACUCCACCCGGUUGUAUCUGAGUUGUGCGGGUCCUCUGAAUUCAAGCACUUCUUUUUGAGUAGCUUGAACCAAGACCUACAUGUGAUUUGCCAGCGCUCCCAAGUACUUGCCCAUGGUGAAAUCACGGUUAUCCAAAAAGCCUUCGGUGUUCUCAUGGAGAAGAAAGAAGAUCUCAUCCCUGCAGUCGAACUCUACGUGGAUGAGAUCCUAGGUCUCAAGUUCGUGUCAGAAUCCGACAGAGCUACAACUUUGGACACAAUGAUUCAGACAAGGCACUCUAUCCUGAGCCUAGAAGCCUACGGCAGCAAGCCUAAUCAGUUACCUAAAGCAGGAAGUUGCGCUCUGCCAUCAUGUAGCCAUUCAGCAUUGAGUGACGACAAGCCAGUCAGUGAGGCAUGGUUCAUCUCCGACGGUAGCGAAGAGUCCCGAAUCUCUGAAAUGCCUCAUAUCGCUGGCGAGCAAGACGAGAACUAUGGGGACGAGAAGCUCAAAAGGCUGUUCAUCGUGUACCAUAAAGCAAGGAAAGAUUACGAUGCCACGCCAGCGAAGACCCUAGAGCGCACAAAGUCAGCCAAAUUCUUGCGCGACACAACGGAAAAUUGCCUCGCAUACAUCGCGGCGAAGCAGACCCGACCCGGAGGAAAGAUGCUGGAUGAGUUGAGAGCUACCCUUGAGGAGACUAUAGCAAUAGCAGAGCAAGGGUCUGGAGGCAAGAAGCGCCGUUUCGAUGAGAAUUGGGAGAAUGUUCCCCAAGAGCCUGCUAAGAUGCGAGGUCCCCGUCCAUCUGUGGCUCCGCCAUUGGGCAAUUCUGACCCUGUCCCCAGAGGCCGAGCUUCAGAUACAAAGCCGAGACCUAUCACUUCUCGUAUUCAGGAACAUCAGGUAUCACGAAAACCCGACUACCGCCAGCAAAAUACGAACCUGGCCGAGCGUAGACGCUCAGAUCUACCUCAUCAGCUCUAUCCUGCCUCUGCUGGCCAGUCUGUACGUCGUGUGUUCGGACAUCGCCACAAGCCGCAUGCGGAGCGAAAACCCUUUAGUGGUCACGUUUACGGAGAUCGCUACCGUCCCACGUACAUAUGA